Messenger RNA from Fusarium sp. VM40, 1392 nucleotides. The record is from the annotation of a GenBank genome assembly. Lineage: Eukaryota; Fungi; Ascomycota; Sordariomycetes; Hypocreales; Nectriaceae.
AUGGUUACUAUGGCAUCUUCUACGGCAACUUCAACAGACGAUCCCCCUCACGAGCCUCCAGGUAGCGGCGGGCACAGAAACAAGCCCGCAAGCGAUGGCCUAUUCAAACUUGGUGACUUUACCAGACUGAACUCGCACGAUCUCGCAGACUGGGCUGCUCCGAAAGACACAAAGACUUCUAAUUCGCCUCCGACUCUUGGAAACUUCAAGCGGCUCUUUGAGCAGCUUCGUUUUCAAGAUAGUGCAGCAUCAGAUUCGCAGUAUCGGUCAUUUGUUUGCUCAAAGACGCAACCUAUCACAAUACUGAAACCGUCUUCCGAAACAUCCCUCAUCAUCAAGGCAGCUGCUAUCCCCAAAGCUAGUGCUGGACUUGUUUUCGACCCAAUCACUGAUUCAGAGGCUGGAUGUGACUCCGACACCGACGUGCUGCCUGCGGCAUCCUAUUCAACCGCUGCAUCAACACCACCGAGCUCAAGCGAGUCUCCUCUCAAUAAUUACAACGAAACUAAGAUCAGCAAGAACAAAUCGCCAAAGGCAAAAGAUAAUGUCAAUUCUAGAGACAAUUCGGAGCCCAACAUUAUCCUCUGGGGUGGCACUCAGCCGGAUCUGGUCAGACAUGUCAUCUCGUAUCAACGUUUCAAGUAUGGUCCUCUCACCGAAAUUCACAGCAAUGUGCAGCCUACUGCUGCCAAGCACCAAGCACUCAUGAGCAGGCUUGUUCAUGAACGUGUUGUGGACUCUAUGAUCUGCAAAGACUUCUCUACUAUCGCGGAAAACGGGAUUCAUGUCUUCAUUGACAUGUCCAACAUCAUUAUUGGAUUUCAGAAGGCCUUGAGGGUAAAGUUUGGUAUGUCAGAGUCGACGCGCUUUGUCCCACUUCCACAGAUGAAUCUUUCCUUCUUUCACGAGCUCUUGACUCGUGAUCGAUAUGCCGAAUGGCUCAACGUCGGCUGUUCAACACGUCCCGACAAAGGUGAACCCCCUUUCAUCCAAGAACUCAAAGAUCUUGGCUAUCGUGUCGAUCUUCGCAACCGCCGCCCUGAGCAAUCUGGUUCCAACGAUCACACUACCUUCGAAACUGGCGGAUUCCGCUAUGUGGAGGAUAUGGUUGACGAAACACUUCAAAUCCGAAUCGGCGAGUCUGUUAUGCAGUAUUUCGAAAUGCCCGGUACACUUGUUAUCGCCACUGGGGACGCCCGGCCGGCCAAGUACUCGGAUGGCUUUCUAGCUUAUGCCCAACGCGCCCUGAAAAUGGGCUGGAGCGUUGAGGUUGUGUCCUGGAAGGCGAGCCUUUCGUCCGCCUGGAAUGGACUAUUGAGGGACAAGAGCAUUGGUUCUCGGUUCCGCAUCAUCGAGCUCGAUCAGUUUCUGGAUGAGCUUUGGAUCUGUUAA